UGUCUGAAUUCUAGUCUGUAACGUCAAAUAAGAUCCCGAUUCCCGUGGAAUGUUCAGUUUUUGUCAUUCCUAUUGAUUUUUCGUGGGUUCUAGUCGUCAGUUGUGUUGUAUAACCGCUGCUAACAGUCGUGUUUCUAGUUCCUCCGCAUCUGACAAUUCACUAGCGCGAUGUCGACUAAGUUGCAGGAAGCUCAGGAGCAUUACAAGGUGGCUGAGAAAUGCAUGAAGACUUCUUUCCUGCGCUGGAAGCCGGACUACGAUUCGGCGGCCGACGAGUACAGCCAGGCGGCCCAAUGCUACCGCAUUGCCCGCGACCUCAAGAACUCUAAGGAGUGUCACAUGAAAGCGUCCGAGUGCUACAAGAACAACCGGUCGCUGUUCCACGCGGCCAAGGCCCUCGAGAGCGCGAUGAUCGUCAGCAAGGAGUUCUCCACGCCGCAGGAGGUGUACGAAAUGGCGACCGAGUCUGCUAGCUUGUACCAGCAGCACGGCUCGGGCGACAGCGGCGCCAACGUGCUGGACAAGGCUGGCAAGAUCCUCGAGGAGAACGCCCCGGAGCUGGCGUUCAAGCUGUUCCAGCAGGCGGCUGAUGUAUCCUCGUCGGAAAGCAGCCAGCACCAGGGGUCGGAGUACAUCAGCAAGUCAUCCAGGAUCCUGGUGCGUCUGGAACGUUACGACGAGGCCGUUGACAGCAUCAGACGCGAGAUUGGCUUCCACCAAGAGGCGGGGAACAUGGGGGCGUUGGGGCGCCUAACCGUCGCAAUAGUGUUGGUGCAACUCGCUCGUGGCGACCCUGUGGCCGCUGAGAAGGCGUACAAGGAGUGGGGCAACAACUGCGAGUCGUCUGAGAUGCACACCAUCGAGCAGCUACUCCAGGCGUUCGAUGAGGAGGAUCGGGAAAUGGCGAAGAAGGCGCUGACGUGCCCCUUCAUCCGCAGCAUGGACGUGGAGUACGCGCGUCUGGCGGCCGCCAUCCCGCUGCCCGAGGCUAUGGAGCCGAUCAUGAAGGCUGGCGUGCGGGAGAACGCGGCGCCAUCUUACGUCAGCCCGACGUCUUGUGUCACGGACCGGUUCGAGGUGGAGAUCGAGGAGUCGCCGUACGAGCAGGUGACGUACAAGAAGCGGCAGCCGGAGCGCGCGCCCGAGCCGCAGGACGACGACGACGAGGAGCUCUGCUAAGCGCGCCGGAGCUCUACCGGUGUAGGGGACGCGGCUCUUGAGCCACAGAGGGGGAUCCAAUGCCAGGGGGACAGUGCCACCCAACCGGGGGCCUCGACGGAUUCAGUACUAGUACACAAUAUGCUGUACAUAGCAUGUUAAGAACCAUGACAUACAGCCGUCUGCGCAUGUUUUGUUACUGAUUGCAGUACUCAUUGUUAUUAUAGGCGGUAAACAACUUGAGCUCACUUCCGUUGGUGGGGAUUUGUUUAAGUGUAGCGACAGCUCCGUAAACAUCAUCCCCCACCAAGUGGUAGAGUGCUCAAGUUGUUUGACGCGUAUUUUAAUAAUGAGUAAUAAAGCAUGCGCAUGCGUCUGUCUAUGCCAUGCUUAUCGUGUUUCUGCACAUUGUGUGUUAGUGCUUAGUUUAUUGAGGCCCAAGUUUGGUUAGUAUCACAACACCGUCCCCUGCGCAGAUCUCCCUCCCACCUUAAGACCAUAGCCCAAGAUCCGUGCUGCGUCCUUAAAGUUUAUGUUUACUGGCGUAACUGGUUACUUUUUUUUUUUUUCCCAACUCCCUUUUUUUUCGGGAAUAUAUACGAUAAUUCUAUGGCCUGUGAAUACGGCUGUCGCGGACCCGCAACACUUCCGCUCCAGGUUGAGAAAGUGCAAUGGCCCGAAAGAAACAGGAUUUGUCAAGAGAGUGUGCGCCAAGAUCGUAAGGCGGUAAUGUAGUUUUACAAAGAAAUUAUAGGAAUAUAUUUAAGCGACUCUAUAGCAUUCCGUUUAAAAUCAAAUAUGUACUUCAGUAUUACUGUUUAGUCAUUUUGACGUGGUUAUAAAAAAGGCAGAAAGUCAAAGGUAUGUUAUUUUUUACUCAUUUGGAUUCUACGUUAAACGACCUUUCUUCCUAUUUAGGUUCCAUACAUCUACCUAAAUUAGAAAUGUAUUUUCUUGUUACAUAAACAGCAGAGAGAACGAUAAGAUAACUUAGUUAACAUGUAAUUGAACAAAACAGCCAUUUCUGACUUACUGUCUUCGAUAACCACGGCAGAAUUGUAAAAAUAAAAUUUUGUUUUGCGAUUCUAUACAUUGGAAUUGUUACUUACUUGGACAUCAAGUAUAAUUGGCCCCCUUUUUGGACACAGUAUAUUGUAUAAAACAGUAAUUUAUAACCAAAUUAAGUGAAAAGAAAGCGGUUCGAAGAGCAGAAUUAGGCAGUAAAAACAACUAUUUCCAUCGAGAAUUCUGCUGUCUCAUUUUGUGGUUACGCCAUUUUGUUAUUCAUGUUUGAGUUUCGAUAUCGCGGGUUAAAAAAAAACUGAAAUAAUUGCAAGAGCAUUAUAACUGUUCACAACUUAAAUAAUAUAUCUUGAUUCCACUUCUAUUUGACUGCUACAGUAGUCUUGUUCUCCAUGACACGCGUCAUUUUGACAAUGCGUAACAAGCAUGUAACGCACCGCGUCGCGUUCAAGACAAUGGAAAUUUUCAUACAGAAUACCAUUCCACGUUAAUUUCACGAAGAUAACAACACAGCCGUGUUACAAGUUUACGCUGUCAUAGGGAAUAAGGGCCCAGGCCAAUGCGGCGACGUGUCGUUUAAGUUGACAUUGUUUUUUGAUUAAUGUCGCAUCAGGUCCAAAGUAGUUUGGCAUUAAUAAAGGUACACAAUACACAUUUCUUUGUCAACCCGCGAUAUAGUGGGAACAUGCAAAAAUUAUUAUUAACUAUAUUAGUACUAUAUCCGGACAUAUACACGAUCAGCUGAACGAGUAAAAUUAUACUGUAUUGCAAAAUCCAUUUGACACAGUUUUGAAUGAGAAGAUCUCAUGUUCCCACCCGAUUCUUACCAUUUUUGUUAACAUACUCGAGUGUACAUGUAAUCACUUGCUUUUUCCGUGUAAUGUACAACAGUGACGUCAUUAUGUGCAUAUGAGAGCGAGUCGAGUUGUAAUUUGACGCGGCGAUGUCACUAGGUCGUAUAUAUCGAUGCUAUUUCCAAAAUUAUAAAAUGAUUGAACUCAAUAUAUAUAAUGUGUCCUCGCGCCUCUUCUCUUACUGUUGUGUGAAUCUAGCACGCCAGACAACCUUGUAAAAUUAUUUUGUAAUUUUCAUAAUUUUAUUCAUAAACGCCAAGUGAUUAGUACCCAUUGUACAUACGAUUUUAGUCUAUACAUUCCCUUCUGUAUAGUCAAUUUUUUAUCUGUGACAAUUCGAUAUCGCUGUGUAGGAUUGUGACGGAUGUGACUGAGCGAACCGGUCCGCGCGGCGCUAGUGUUGCCGGCAUAACCGUUACAUGUUAAUCUCCGGUCUGUCCGGACACGUCAGUCACUAACGUUUAUGGAUAUCGAUGAUUUGCGAGUUGUGCUCACUGAUCAUAAAAAAUAUAUUUGCAGUUCAACAAUUAUCAAAUGUUGUUAACUCGGACGUGUCCCAGACCUUUAUUCUAGUUGCUUGGGCACUCGACACGUGACGAUUAAGGAGGUUGGACCAUCAAUUUACUUCGGUCAAUCAAUUUGCCUAUUGUGAAGUGCUUAUGCAAGAGGCCUUUUGUACGAGGUGUUAUACUACUGCGUCAAAUCUAUUCAUCGAUAUAAUCACAUCUCUAAUUGCCUCAAAGUCAAAAUCGAAAUAAAGGGAACUUUCCGGCAUACAUUUUUUCGCAUAAAUUUAAAGCUGCCCAUAGAGCUAAUUCGUAAUUUUUCCGGCCAGUCCGAAAAAAUCAAUUAAAACUUUAAACCAAAGAAUAUAAAAUUCCAUCACACAAAGUGUAUAUUUAUAUAUAUAUGUAUUUAAAAAAUACAGUGUCGCGUGCCCCAGCACGGAGCCACGCCUGUCUUUGCUUAUUACUUAUUAUGGCGACGUGGUUCUUAGUUAAGUGGUUUAUCUAUCGAACUGGACAAACAUAGAGCCAGUAUAUCUUAUAAGGAAACGUGCCUGGAGUACUUAUGCUAUGACCGAAAUUUCUACCUAAACCGGCUUACGUUAAAAAAUCGUCAAAAAUCUAACGCUUAUUAUGUCCAUGUAUCACUCACUGGCAACCGACUCUCUCAAUAUGUGUGAAUAAAUAAUGUUUCCCAAGCAUGUGUAUUCCAGGCCUUAUAGUAGGUGACACGCGCGGGUCCUAUUUUCAACUUUGCCAUUUUAAAUCCACUCCAAGGUUUUUGUUGUUUGUGAUUAGUUUGUAUUAGAACAAGUCACGUAACCUAAUGUCACUUAUUUGAAUUAAACAUUUUAAAUGCACGUCAUAUUCUAGAUUAGGUUAUAAAUACAGAUUGCUUAUAAUAAUAACUGCUUUUAAUGUUAAGAACAUGAUCUCGCGGUUUUGUGUCGAUCCUUACGUGCUACAGACUGAUUCUAAUUGGGGCGCAUAUAAAUUAGUCGCUGUCGCGGUACAGUCGUGCGACUUUGCGACUUUUAAUGCGCCUUGUGGAUGGUGUCUUGCAGAAUUAUAACAACUCAUCUGCAAACAACUAGUACAGUUUGCGCGCAUUUUUUUCGGAGCGAUUUUUUGUAGCAGAGAUGUAAUGUGUUGCCAGAAGUGCAAUGCGUCUGUAACGAUCUAUGUGCUGUUCAUCUCGUUUGAUAGUCUUUAUCAAACGCACGACUUCAAAUCGUCUCCCGCGGUUAAUAACCGCUAUGCGCGAGAGUUUUUGAGAGUUCAGUCUGUCGCAUGUGAGGGUAAAGCUUAUAGUUAGAGCCAAUAGAUGGCGUUCGCUUUUCUGCACUUAUAUAUUAAAUAAAUUAUCAUAUCUAAGUUCUUCGCAUUGUGCUAUUAAUGAUGUUGUAUGUUUAAUCGCAAAGCGUACGUAUAUUUUCUUACAUGUUAGAUUUUCGAAAAUAGUGUAAUAUGACAUGAUGGAUAUUAUAGUAAUCGCCAAAUUUGAUUAUGUUUUAAUUAUAUGGUUUGGCAUUUUAAGAAUUAAUCAAUAGUUUUGAGAAUUUGAUAAAUUAUAAUUUUAGUAUGUGAUGUUUAGUUUCAGUUUUGUUGUAAUUGUAUAGGCGUUGGUUUAAUUAGUUUUAUUUUAUUUAAAUUAUAGUUUUGAAUUGUUAAAUAUAUAUUUUUUAUAUUAUAAAUACUUAUUUUUUAUAUUUGUUAUUCAGUAUAAUUAAACCUAGUCAUUCCAAAAUGUUAUCCAUUAUUGAUGUUAAAAUUUAAAUGUAACAUAAAAAUUGUUUGCGCUCUUGAAUAUUAUUUGGCAGAUAUGAAACUGAUUACCAGAUUUUUUUCUAUUCAUUUUGGCAUAACUAGGCCUAAUUAUUGUAUUAUUUUAACAUAGUUUUGGUUCUAAAACAAUAUAUUCAUUAGAAAUAUUUGGAUGUUAUAUGCUUAAUUAAUAAUUAUACAUAAAUAUAAAUUAACCGAAAAAUAUUACUUUUAUUCUUAUAAAUGUUAUGUGUAAUAGGCCCCAGCUGGUUUUUAAAUUAAAGUAAAAUUUCCAGUCAUCUCAGCGCGUAUGUUUAAAAAUCUUUGGAUGGUUAAGAUUUCCUAUAGUGAGAUGAAUUAGUUGCCUUAGGGUAUAUUAUGCUGCGUGCAUAAGAUAUAAUAAUCAUUAAUAAACUUAUGUCAAGUAA
Molecule: messenger RNA, 5733 nt
Organism: Manduca sexta (tobacco hornworm)
Lineage: Eukaryota; Metazoa; Arthropoda; Insecta; Lepidoptera; Sphingidae
Product: gamma-soluble NSF attachment protein
Exons: 8
Coding region: 169-1179 (336 amino acids)
Biological process (GO): intracellular protein transport
Cellular component (GO): SNARE complex; vacuolar membrane
Molecular function (GO): soluble NSF attachment protein activity; syntaxin binding
Source: RefSeq, a predicted model, not a curated record